AUGCCAAGUGACAAAACAGUCGGAGGAGGCGACGACGCUUUCAACACCUUCUUCAGCGAAACCGGCGCCGGAAAACAUGUCCCACGCGCCGUCUUUGUAGAUCUCGAACCCACCGUCAUCGAUGAAGUCAGAACCGGAACCUACCGCCAGCUCUUCCACCCUGAACAACUAAUCAGCGGCAAAGAAGACGCUGCUAACAACUUCGCACGUGGCCACUACACAAUUGGGAAAGAAAUCGUGGACCUCUGUUUAGACAGAAUCCGAAAACUAGCUGACAACUGCACUGGACUCCAAGGCUUCCUAGUCUUCAAUGCCGUAGGCGGCGGCACCGGCUCUGGUCUAGGCUCUCUCCUACUCGAACGCCUCUCCGUUGACUAUGGAAAAAAGUCAAAACUCGGGUUCACAGUCUACCCAUCUCCCCAAGUCUCAACAUCAGUAGUCGAGCCCUACAACAACGUCUUAUCAACCCACUCCCUUCUAGAACACACCGACGUCGCGAUUCUUCUCGACAACGAAGCCAUCUACGACAUCUGCCGCCGGUCACUAGACAUCGAAAGGCCAACCUAA
Messenger RNA from Lactuca virosa, 567 nucleotides. Lineage: Eukaryota; Viridiplantae; Streptophyta; Magnoliopsida; Asterales; Asteraceae. The record is from the annotation of a GenBank genome assembly.